This is a messenger RNA of Telopea speciosissima, 3628 nucleotides long. RefSeq names its product 5'-3' exoribonuclease 3-like. Gene Ontology annotation, molecular function: zinc ion binding; RNA binding; 5'-3' RNA exonuclease activity. The record is from RefSeq and is a predicted model, not a curated record. Gene Ontology annotation, biological process: nuclear-transcribed mRNA catabolic process. Lineage: Eukaryota; Viridiplantae; Streptophyta; Magnoliopsida; Proteales; Proteaceae. The transcript is spliced from 23 exons. Gene Ontology annotation, cellular component: nucleus. Bases 97 to 3537 code for a protein of 1146 amino acids.
GGGUUGGGAGUUUAGGUCAUUAUUUCUGAAUUAUUUUGAUCUUCUGUUUUCUUAGAGGAGCAUCAAGAGUUGAAGCUCGAGGUCGAACGGUGGAUCAUGGGGGUUCCAGCUUUCUAUAGGUGGUUGGCGGAGAAAUAUCCGUUGGUGGUGGUGGAUGUUGUGGAAGAAGAACCGGUCGAGAUCAAUGACAUUGCUAUCCCGGUCGACACCAGUAAGCCUAACCCUAACAACAUAGAAUUCGACAAUCUCUAUCUUGACAUGAACGGCAUCAUUCAUCCCUGUUUUCAUCCCGAAGACCGCCCUUCUCCAACGACUUUUGAGGAGGUAUUCCAGUGCAUGUUUGAUUACAUUGAUAGACUCUUUGUGAUGGUGCGGCCACGGAAGCUUCUUUAUAUGGCUAUUGAUGGUGUAGCUCCAAGGGCUAAAAUGAAUCAGCAACGUUCUAGGCGUUUCAGAGCUGCCAAAGAUGCAGCGGAAGCGGCAGCAGAAGAAGAGCGGUUACGGCAAGAAUUUGAGAAGGAGGGCAGAAAGCUACCUCCAAAACAGGAGUCACAAGUUUUUGAUUCCAAUGUUAUAACUCCUGGGACUGAAUUCAUGGCUGUUUUGUCAAUUGCUCUGCAGUACUAUGUUCAUCUCAGACUAAACAAUGACCCAGGAUGGAGAGGCAUUAAGGUUAUCCUUUCGGAUGCAAAUGUUCCUGGUGAAGGGGAACACAAAAUUAUGUCGUACAUCCGCCUUCAAAGAAAUCUUCCUGGCUAUGAUCCGAAUACACACCACUGCUUAUAUGGUUUGGAUGCAGAUUUGAUCAUGUUGGCCCUGGCUACGCAUGAAGUGCAUUUUUCAAUAUUGAGAGAGAUUGUUUACACUCCUGGACAACAAGACAAAUGCUUCCUAUGUGGCCAAGUGGGCCAUUUAGCAGCUGCUUGUGAAGGAAAAGCAAAGAGAAAGUCAGGAGAGUUUGAUGAGAAAGGUGAAGGGGCUGCUGUGGCCAAAAAGCCUUACCAGUUUCUCAACAUUUGGACUCUUCGAGAAUACUUGGAAUAUGAAAUGCAGAUCCCCAAUCCUCCAUUUGAGAUUGAUUUUGAAUGCAUUGUGGAUGAUUUUAUAUUCAUAUGUUUCUUUGUCGGCAAUGAUUUUCUGCCACAUAUGCCCACGCUGGAGAUUCGCGAGGGUGCAAUCAACUUACUAAUUGCAGUGUACAAAAAGGAGUUUGGGCCAAUGGGUGGGUAUUUGACCAAAUCAAACAAGCCAAAUUUGAGCAGGGUAGAGCAUUUCAUUCAAGCAGUAGGGUCCUAUGAAGAUAAAAUAUUCCAGAAAAGAGCCCGCUUACAUCAGGUUAGCUCCAUUACUCCGAAGGGGUUUAAGGUGCAGAUUUUCAGUUCUGAUUUAAGUUCUUGGUUUCCUUUGCAGCGGCAGUCAGAAAGAAUUAAGCGUGAAAAGGCACAAGCAAAAAGAGGUGAUGACGCUGAGCCUCAGCGUGGAACUGAUUCUGCAGUACCAGUUGGCCGUUAUCAUGGUUCUCGUCUUGCUUCUGCUCCUUUGCCUUCACCAUAUCAACAAACAGAAUCCAGUUACAGUUCAGGGAAUUCAGUAUCUAAAAAAAAAGAUAAUCAGCUUGGCCAAGCUACCAUGGUUCUGUCAGCACUUAAUAUUAAGAGCAAGCAAUCUGGAGCACCUGAUAGAAAAGAAGUUAAUAUUCAAGGCCGAAAAGUUGCACGCAUGUCUUCAGGGUCAUCCAUUGGUGCUGCCAUUGUUGAGGCUGAAAAUAAUCUUAAAGAAGAAGUAGAAAUAUGUGAAAACAAGGAGGAGUUGAAAAUGAAGCUUAAGGAGUCACUUCGUGAGAAGUCUGACCUCUUUAACUCUGAAAAUCCUGAAGAAGACAAGGUCAAAUUGGGAGAGCCGGGGUGGAAAGAGAGGUACUAUGAUGAAAAGUUUUCUGCAAAAACCCCCGAUGAACUUGAAACAAUUCGGAAGGAUGUUGUCCUAAAAUACACUGAAGGUUUGUGUUGGGUCAUGCACUAUUAUUAUGAAGGGGUUUGCUCAUGGCAGUGGUUCUAUCCUUAUCAUUAUGCACCCUUUGCUUCUGAUCUCAAGGAUCUUGGUCAGAUGAACAUAAGCUUUGAAUUAGGUGCUCCCUUCAAACCAUUCAAUCAACUGAUGGGGGUUUUUCCUGCUGCAAGUGCUCAUGCGCUUCCCAAGCAUUAUCAAAGAUUGAUGAGCGAUCCAAAUUCACCAAUUAUUGCUUUUUAUCCAACUGAUUUUGAAGUUGACAUGAAUGGCAAGCGGUUUGCGUGGCAGGGUAUCGCGAAGUUACCUUUCAUUGAUGAAGGACGCCUUCUUGCUGAGAUAAAAAAAAUUGAACAUACAUUGACAGAGGAGGAAGUUCGGAGGAACAGUGUGAUGUUUGACAUGCUCUUUGUGGCAUGUUCUCAUCCUCUCUCUCCAUAUAUUUUUUCUCUUGAUGACCGUUGCAAACAGUUGUCAGACAAGGAUCGGAUUGAAGUCAAAGAAAGACUUGAUCCAAAUGUGAGGGCUACUUGCAGUGGUGGGAUGAAUGGGUACCUAUCACUUUGUAGUGGAGAUCCUUGCCCUCCAGUCUUCAAGUCUCCUGUUGCUGGAAUGGAAGACAUUAUGAACAAUCAAGUCAUAUGUGCCAUAUACAGACUUCCGGAUACACAUGAGCAUAUCACUCGACCACCUGCAGGGGUUACAUUCCCCAAAAAGACUGUUACUCUUGGGGAUCUCAAGCCACCGCCCAUUUUGUGGCAUGAAGAUACAGGGAGGAAGCCAUUUGACAAUGGCAGGCGAAACCCCCCUGGAACCAUUUCAGGUCGACAGCUCGGUGAGGCAGCACGUAGGCUCGUUGUUAACAGCUUACAGGUAAAGAGGUACACCAAUGGGCGUGAGCAGAUACAUGCCCAAUCACCACCUUAUGCUGUGGGUACGUAUGGUGCACCCCCUUCCACCUAUGCAAAUGGUGGUGGAUAUCACAAUCUUGAACAUCAGAGAGGUGGAUACCAUAAUCUUGAACAUCAGAGAACAGCACGACCUGGGGUUAAUUAUACCAAUCACAGUAGUAGGUUUUCACCUACAACCAGCGUUAAGAAUCACUCAGACCAUGGUUAUGGGCAACCAUAUGCUCCACCAGCUGCUCCCAAUCCUUAUGAAAGAUCAUCUCAUCAUCCUCAGCAUGUAAGAAGUAACCAGCAAGCUUCCCAUAAUAGAGAGCAUCCCAUGCAUAACCAUCCUCCCGGUCCAUUUCAGAAUGUUAGGGGACCCAGUUAUUACUCUCCUAGAUAUGUAGCACAAAUCCCUGUUGCAACUGGAGCAAGUUUUCCAGAUGGUAGAUACAAUGGUCACAUGGGUUACCAAGCAUCUGGAGCUAGUAAUCAACACCGACAACAGAGAGGUGUGUGGGUACCAAAAUCAGAUCAAAGGGUUGUUGGUUACCCGCAGCAAUUCAAUAACGGGUACUCUGCAUUAGACAGAGGAGCAAGUAAAAGGCCACCGCCACCUCUGGGAUAUGGUCGUUACUAGCCUUUUUUCGUGCUAGUCGGCAUGUCUGGUGGCCUUCAUAAUGAAGAUGUACAAUAGUGAUGAUUUUAAGGUUUUAGCUCUUAUUUCUUCC